Messenger RNA from Passer montanus (Eurasian tree sparrow), 1791 nucleotides. RefSeq names its product signal transducer and activator of transcription 2-like. The transcript is spliced from 13 exons. Gene Ontology annotation, biological process: type I interferon-mediated signaling pathway; response to peptide hormone; regulation of cell population proliferation. Gene Ontology annotation, molecular function: RNA polymerase II cis-regulatory region sequence-specific DNA binding; DNA-binding transcription factor activity, RNA polymerase II-specific. The record is from RefSeq and is a predicted model, not a curated record. The annotation marks the transcript as partial. NCBI's taxonomy places the organism in Eukaryota, Metazoa, Chordata, Aves, Passeriformes, Passeridae.
GCCUCCCGCUACGGGGGCGUGGCCUCGGCGCCGCUCUCCGCCAAUCAGCGAGCAGAGCGGGGAGGGGGCGUGGCCAGCCCGCCUUCCUGCUCCGGUGGCGGCCGAGGACGCGGCUGCCGGUCCGCGACCACCCCCGCGGGAGCCAGGGGACCCCCGGGAGCUGCCGGGGCUGAGGCAGAGCGCAGGGAACCCCGGGACCACCCAGGACCAGAGCAGAGGGACCCCCGGGACCAAACAGGAGUGAGGGGACCCCCGGGACCACCCAGGACCAGAGCAGAGGGGACCCCCGGGACCACCCAGGACCCCCUGAAGCAGCCAGGACUCAGCAAGAGAAGAGGGACCCCCAGGAACAGCCGGGGCUCAACCAGAGCAGAGGGACCCCCGGGACCACCCAGAGCUGAACAGGAGCAGAGGGACCCCCGGGACCGAGCAGGAGCGAGGGGACCCCCGGGAGCAGCGGGACCCCCGGGCACAGAGGGACCCCCGGAGCAGCCGGACCCCCGGGCACAGAGGGACCCGGGCACCGCCGGUGCUGCGGGCAGCAUGGCGCAGUGGCAGGAGGUGCAGAGCUUGGCCAACACUUACCUGGAGCAGGUGCACCAGCUGUACGCGGGCUCGGCGCUGCCCAUGGCCGUGCGCCAGUCCUUGGCCGCCUGGAUCGAGACCCAGAACUGGCGCCAGGCGGCGGAGCCGCUCUGCUCGCAGGCGCGGAUGCUCUUCCACUCCUUACUGGUGGUACUGGGAGAGCGCCUGGGCAGCCUGGGCUCGGACCGCGAGGAUUUCAUGCUGAAGCACAACCUGCGCAAGGCUCACCGCGACCUCCAGGCGGAGUUCGAGGAGGAGCCGGAGAGGUUCGCCAACCUGGUGGACAACCUGCUGCAGGAGGAGCGGCGGAUCCUGCGCCUUGGGCAGGCCGGGGGGCAGGGGGGUUCGGCCCCCGCGCCCAGCCCGGCCCCGGAGAGCGGCCGGGAGCAGCAGAUCCAGCGGCGCUUGGCCGAGUUCCACACGGCCCUGCAGGAAGCCGAACGAGCCUUCAGGCACCUGGAGGAUUUGCAGGACGCCUUUGACUUCUGCUACAAGGUGCACUACCAGCCAGGUGAGGAGAGGAACGGGGACCCCGAGUACAUCCAGGAGCUCCAGUCCCUCCAGGCCAAAUUGCAGAACCUGGACCGGCAGCGCCGGGAGGUGCUGGCUCAGAUGCAGCAGCUUUUGGGGCGCAGCGAGACCCUGCAGGAGCUGCUGCAGCAGGAGUUGGGGGGCUGGCGGGUGCGGCAGCAGCACCUGUGCCUGGGGGGCCCCGCCGACACCAACCUGCGCCCGCUGGAGACCUGGUUCACGGAGCUGGGCCAGGGGUUGUUCCAGCUGCGGCAGCUGCUGCGGGCGCUGGGGGACCUGCGACAAAAGGUGACGUACGCCAGGGACCCGCUGGUGGCAGAGACGCCCCUGCUGGAGCAGCGGCUGCAGGAGCAGCUCACGCACCUGCUGAGGAGCGCCUUCGUGGUGGAGCAGCAGCCCAGCACGCCCAACGCCGGCAAGCGGCCGCUGGUGCUGCGCACGGCCGGCAAGUUCUCGACGCGCGCGCGGCUGCUGGUGCGGCUGCACGACCGCAACCACGGCAUGGAGGCCCGGAUCCACAUCGACAGGUUCCGCCGCUUCAACAUCCUGACCUCGAGCAGCAAAACGCUGCUGGCCGGGGACAGCCCCCAGGAGGGGCUGCUCUGCGACUUCCAGUACCUCGUAGGGACCCCCGACCCCAAAUCCGCCCUCCCCAGACCCCAAAUACCCCCCCCC